Molecule: messenger RNA, 4397 nt
Organism: Callorhinchus milii (elephant shark)
Lineage: Eukaryota; Metazoa; Chordata; Chondrichthyes; Chimaeriformes; Callorhinchidae
Gene: nrxn1a
Product: neurexin 1a
Exons: 20
Coding region: 44-4321 (1425 amino acids)
Source: RefSeq, a predicted model, not a curated record
AUGGGCGAGGUUCCCAAAGUGGAACGCCUGCUGCGAGAGCGAGAUGAGCUUCAGCAUGAAGACCAACAUCUCCAGCGGGCUGCUGGUCUACUUCGACGACGAGGGCUUCUGCGACUUCCUGGAGCUGCUGAUCGUGGACGGGUGCCUUCAGCUUCGCUUUUCGAUCUUCUGCGCCGAGCCCGCCGUCCUCCUCUCCAGCGUUCAAGUGAACGACAGCAACUUGCACGCGGUCCACAUCGUCAGGGACUUCAAGGAGACGACGCUCAUCGUGGACAAGGUGGUCGAAACGGUCGAGGUCAAGUCGAAGAGGCGAGACAUGACGGUCUUCAGCAACUUGUACGUGGGAGGAAUCCCACCGGAGUUGCACUCGUCGGUGCUCUCGCUGACGUCGAGUUCGGUCGGGACUCGAGAGCCUUUCCGAGGAUUGAUAACUGACCUCAAGGUUGCAGAUGUGACUGCAGCGCUCAUUGACAGUCACGGAGUCAAGAUCGACGCCAACUAUCUUUGCUCAAAUCACAGUAGAUGCCUGAACGGCGGAACCUGCUCUGUGCUCGACGAGAAAGCAAUUUGUGAUUGUUCUCACACAGGCUUUCAAGGGGAAGACUGCAGCGAAGGUCUUGCACACCUGAUGAUGGGCGACCAAGGAGUUAUCUCUAGCAACAUCUACAGGACUGUGCGAGAAGAGUACGUGGCGACUUUUAAAGGAUCUGAAUACUUCUGCUAUGACCUGUCGCAGAAUCCAAUCCAGAGCAGCAGCGACGAAAUAACAUUAUCGUUCAAAACCCUUCAGAGGAACGGCCUGAUGCUUCAUACAGGGAAAUCCGCCGAUUAUGUAAAUCUGGCUUUGAAAGACGGUGCUGUCUCACUGGUCAUUAAUUUGGGGUCAGGAGCCUUUGAAGCUUUGGUGGAGCCUGUGAAUGGAAAGUUUAAUGACAAUGCCUGGCAUGAUGUGAAAGUAACAAGGAACCUUCGUCAGGUGACAAUAUCCGUAGACGGGAUACUGACCACUACGGGCUACACACAGGAAGAUUACACCAUGCUAGGCUCUGAUGACUUUUUCUAUGUUGGAGGCAGUCCUAGUACUGCUGAUCUUCCAGGUUCACCAGUCAGCAAUAAUUUUAUGGGUUGCCUGAAGGAGGUGGUGUACAAGAACAACGACGUCCGUCUGGAGCUGUCGCGGCUCGCCAAGCAGGGCGACCGCAAGAUGAAGAUCCACGGGAUGGUGGCGUUCAAGUGCGAGAACGUGGCCACCUUGGAUCCCAUCACGUUCGAAACCCCGGAGUCAUACGUGGCUCUGCCGAAGUGGAACGCCAAGAAGACAGGCUCCAUCUCGUUCGAUUUUCGAACCACCGAGCCCAACGGGCUGAUCCUGUUCAGUCACGGGAAACCGCGCCACCAAAAGGACGCCAAGAACCCCCGGAUCGUCAAGGUGGACUUUUUUGCCAUCGAAAUGGUGGACGGGCACUUGUACCUCCUGCUGGACAUGGGAUCGGGCGCCAUCAAAACCAAAGCCACUCAAAGGAAAGUGAACGACGGCGACUGGUAUCACGUGGACUUCCAGAGGGACGGACGAUCAGGCAUUAUAGCCAUCAACAGUAAGCGCUCCCCAUACAUGGCCCACGGAGAGAGCGAAAUCCUCGAUUUGGACGAUGACUUGUAUCUGGGCGGACUGCCCGAGAACAAAGCAGCUCUUAUUUUCCCAACAGAAGUGUGGACGGCUCUUCUCAACUAUGGAUACGUCGGAUGUAUCAGAGACUUGUUUAUCGACGGCCAAAGCAAGGACAUAAGGAAAAUGGCAGAAAUCCAGAAUGCAGCAGGAGUCAAAUCUUCGUGCGCCAAGGAGCCUCCGAAGCAGUGCCUUAGUAAUCCGUGUCGAAACAAUGGCAUUUGCAGGGAAGGCUGGAAUAGAUACGUGUGCGACUGUUCGGGAACGGGGUUCCUUGGCCGAUCUUGUGAGAGAGAGGCAACGGUGUUGAACUACGAUGGAAGCAAGUUCAUGAAAAUCCAGCUGCCGGUUGUGAUGCACACAGAAGCCGAGGAUGUAUCAUUGCGCUUUAUGUCCCAGCGAGCGUACGGCAUCUUGAUGGCCACCACCUCCCGAGACUCAGCGGACACUCUGAGACUGGAGCUCGACACAGGGCGAGUCAAGCUCACCGUUAAUCUAGACUGUAUCAGGAUUAACUGUAAUAACAGCAAAGGUCCAGAAAUGCUCUAUGCUGGACAAAACCUGAACGAUAAUGAGUGGCACACAGUCCGUGUGGUUCGUCGAGGAAAGAGCCUGAAGCUGAUAGUGGACGAGUUUCAAGCUGUCGAAGGCCAAAUGGCCGGAGACCACACUCGUCUCGAGUUCCACAACGUUGAAACGGGCAUCGUGACCGAGAGGCGAUACAUGUCAAAUGUCCCGUCCAACUUCAUCGGCCACUUGCAGAGCCUGACGUUCAACGGCAUGCCUUACAUUGACCUGUGCAAAAACGGGGACAUCGACUACUGCGAGCUUAACGCCAGGAUCGGUGUCACCAAAAUAAUUGCUGAUCCCGUGACCUUCAAGACAAAAUCGAGCUACGUGGCGCUUUCCACGUUGCAAGCCUACACGUCCAUGCAUCUGUUCUUCCAGUUCAAGACCACGUCCGUCGACGGCCUGAUACUCUUCAACAGCGGCGAUGGCAGUGAUUUUAUUGUGAUCGAACUGGUUAAAGGAUACCUCCACUACGUGUUUGAUUUAGGGACUGGCCCGUCCCUAAUUAAAGGAAACUCUGACAAAACUCUGAAUGACAAUCAGUGGCACGACGUAUUGAUUUCAAGGGACACCAACAAUCUGCACACGGUGAGGAUCAACUCCAAAGUGAACACUCAGAAUACAAUUGGUGCCAAGAACCUGGAUCUCAAAGGAAACUUGUACAUCGGGGGAGUUGCCAAAGACAUGUAUAAAUCGUUACCGAAGCUGGUGGCGUCAAGGGAAGGAUUUCAAGGCUGUUUGGCUUCCGUAGACCUGAAUGGACGGCUCCCAGACCUCAUUUCCGAUGCCAUGCACUGCAGUGGGCAAAUUGAGCGGAAUUGCGAAGGACCCAGCACCACCUGCCAGGAAGACUCAUGCGGAAACCAAGGAGUUUGCCUGCAACAGUGGGAUGGCUUCACCUGUGACUGCAGUAUGACCUCCUACAGCGGCUCCCUGUGCAACGACCCUGGCACAACGUACAUUUUUAGCAGAGGUAGUGGACUAAUCACUUACACGUGGCCACCCAAUGACCGACCAAGCACCCGAGCAGACAGGCUGGCCGUGGGCUUUGACACGCAUGUGAAAGAUGCCGUUUUGGUGCGUGUAGACAGUUCCCCUGGGCUCGGAGACUACCUACAGCUUCACAUUGAGCAAGGGAAAAUCGGAGUUAUUUUUAAUGUUGGGACAGAUGACAUUAGCAUCGAAGAGUCGAGUGCUAUUGUAAAUGAUGGAAAGUACCACAUAGUACGGUUUACAAGGAGCGGUGGGAAUGCCACACUGCAGGUGGACAACUGGCCUGUCAUUGAACGCUAUCCAUCAGGAAGCAAUGAUAACGAACGCCUGGCGAUUGCUAGACAGCGAAUCCCAUAUCGACUUGGUCGAGUAGUUGAUGAUUGGCUACUCGACAAAGGGCGGCAGCUCACCAUCUUCAACAGCCAGGCCACCAUUAACAUUGGUGGGAAGGACAGGACUCGCCCGUUCCAGGGACAGCUGACGGGUCUGUACUACAACGGCUUGAAGGUACUGAACAUGGCAGCCGAAAGCGACCCGAACAUCCAAAUACAAGGCAGCGUGAGAUUAGUCGGUGAAGUGCCCUUAAUGACCACGGAGACCACCACCACCGCAAAGCCAGAAAUAUCGACCACCAUCAUGGAAACCACCACCACCACCAUGGCCACCACCACCACCAGGAAAGGGAGGUCGACGACCACGAGAGACGCAAUGACACAGAGCACGGAUGACCUGUUGGUCGCCUCGGCUGAAUGCCCGACCGACGACGAGGACCUCGACGAGUGUGAGCCGAGCUCAGGUGGGUUAGGGGGCAGAGGUUUCCCGGGCACGGCCGAGGUGAUUCGGGAGUCGAGCAGCACCACCGGGAUGGUGGUGGGCAUCGUGGCGGCGGCCGCCCUUUGCAUCCUCAUCCUCCUGUACGCCAUGUACAAGUACAGGAACAGGGACGAAGGCUCCUACCACGUGGACGAGAGCAGAAACUACAUCAGCAACUCCGCGCAGUCCAACGGGGCUGUGGUGAAAGAGAAGCAGGUGAACAAUGCCAAAAAUUCCAGCAAAAAUAAGAAGAACAAGGACAAGGAGUACUACGUCUGAAUCGUGCACUUGUAAAGCAAGACGGCUCGUGUUUUUAAAAAAAAAAUAGAGAGAGAGAGGGAAAAAAUACAAACAA